GACACAGAGGGCAGCAGUCGACUCAGCACGCACAGGUGGAGAAUGAGAAUGGGUCAUGACCAGGAGGAGUUUGCACUGAGUGGACUCGCACGACCUUCAUUGUUUUAGAGUUCUGCGCUCUGGAUUAUGCUCUCCAUCCUCGUUUGUGACCGUCACCGAUUCUCCUGAGCUUGCAGAUUCAAUAUUGUUAAUUUCUCUCUUGGUCAUUGCAUUCUUUAUUGAAUGCAAACAUCGUCAUGUUUAUCAGAGCAACUUUUCUCCUCUACUUUGUGGUGACACUUUUAGAGUUUGCUCGUUGUAUGGACAGUGAACUUUGCUUCCCGAUUAGACUGGACAACCAUGACAGGAAACAUCUUGACAACGAAGUGGAUCCUCUCAAUGGAAACCGUAUACUCAAAAUAAAAGCUUUCGAGCAGGAAUUGGUGAUUGAUUUACAGCAGGACUCUAAUUUCAUCGCCCCCUCCAUCUCUGGUCAAGACACAUUCAGGAUCUCCAACACCGAUGCCACGGUUGACCUGAGCCGGUGUUUUUACUCCGGAUAUGUGAAUUCGGACCCAUAUUCCUAUGCUGCUUUGAGUCUCUGUAAGGGUGUACAGGGCGCAUUUGGCUUUCAAGAAUGGGAAUAUUUUAUCAGUCCGGUCCAAAAUGACACCACAAGCGCAGAGAGCGCGCACAUCAUUCGGCGCAGAACCAGCAACAACCUGAAGCUCAAUUCAACCUCUAGGUGCGCAGUGGUCAGCAACAUCAGUCUCCAGCUCGAACAGUCACUGGAGAAAUACAAGCGACUGAGAGAUUACAGCAAUGCGACAGAAACAUUGCUGAAGAGGAUGGGGAGAGCCAAAAGGUUUGCUUCUGUGCCAAGGUACGUGGAGACCCUCGUAGUGGCGGACGAGUCCAUGGCGCAAUUCCAUGGAGAUGACCUGAAACAUUACCUCCUAACGCUGAUGUCAGUGGCAGCGAGGCUGUACAAACACCCCAGUAUCGUCAACUCCAUCAGCAUCACAGUGGUUAAGAUCGUGAUUAUAACCGAGGAGGACAAAGGACUCAAGGUGUCCGGGAACGCAGCCAUGACGCUACGAAACUUCUGCACUUGGCAAAAGAAAAUGAACAAGAACAACGACAAGCAUCCGGACUACUGGGAUACGGCAAUCCUUUUCACCAGACAGGUAAAAAAAGAAAAAGAAAGAAAGAAAUCAAGGUCUUCAGGGUGUGUAAAGUUACUUGGACAACAUGGCAUUUGCAUGCGUAAUUACGCACAGAAAUGCAUGAGUUUACUGUUUUAUUCCAAUGCGCAACAUAAUCUCAAUAUGUUUUAAGGUACUGGCAAAAAUAUUUAACCUUAGGGAAACAUAAUAGCUUAGUUUGUGUAAGGUAAAUGUGUCUUCGAUGUGUGAUCGACUUUGUUUAUAGAAUAAUGUAGACUUAACAUGACAGAUUUCCCCGAAACCUCUCCUGCUGUGUUAAUUAUUUCACCCUCCAAACGCGCAGUCCACCUCUGAAGAACUACAUGAGUAGGCACUUGGUGAGCAUCCAGUCCACCAAUAACAUCACAGCUUGGACUCUGAGGCUGGGCCACUUAAGAAAUCAUUGAGCUGAACAGAGGGAGUCUUGAUUGCACUUCAUGGAUCCUUUGAGGGCAGUUUAUGGACUUGGAACCCACCUCUGAGUUCUCUCUGCACUCCCAAAUAUUUGGCAGAUGACACAAGGUCAGAGAUGAAGUCAUAGCUCACAAUCAUUGGUCAGAGUGUAACACGCUCAUGCAUGAAGUGAGUGCUUUAAAAAGCUGGGCCAUUUUGCAAUUAUUUUAACCUUGAAAACUUGGAAAAAAGUUUGGGAGAGUCUAGAGAGAGAAUUACUGUAGAGAGAUAAUGUUUGCUAUUGAUCAGCUCCCAGUCAAAAGAUCUACUGCAGCAACAACUACAGUCUCAAAACCUUCACCCUUCAAAAAUGAAAAGAAAAAAAUAUAUAAUAAGGGCCUUUGGUCAGUGUCACUUAAGUAACACCCACAAUCAUGCCAGAUCUCAAACAUGUGCUUGUUUUACUUGUAACUUUGCCAUAUUUAAGAAACCUCCAACCCUCAGGGAUGCAACAUUCGGAAGUGUCUUGUUUCUUUCAGCCCAUCCCAUCCCUUCACCAGUGGGUUUUCCAGCCCUACCCACCUCCUUUCCUGCUCCUCAUUAAACUAGCCCCUCAAGGAAGAAAAAGAGCGUGUGUGGGGGGGGAGUAAGGGUGGGGGGUGUCUUUGUGCAUGUCCAAGAAGUCAUUUUCCUCUGUUUCUCUGCCACACCUGCUUGCCCACAGUCCAGAGGGGUAGUUCUGCACAGCUGCAGUCAGCCUGCACUGCUGCAUCUUUACAACACAUUCUUUACUCAUAUAUAUUUUUUCUUCACUCCCUGUUUUGCUGUUGAAUGUCAGUGUACUGCUCAUCCUGUUUAGGCCAUGAAUGUCAAACGCAGGUAGUAUUCCUUAUUAAAGUAACUCAUUAAUUACGUAAGGGGUUUUUCUAGGUUUGUGGAUCAAACACUCAACAGGCAGAGUUGAUGUUGAAAACCAUAACAGACUUAGGUGACCCCAUUCAAUAGUACUAGACCUGCAGUCAGACAGUGAGUCAUGCAGUUUUAAACUGCUAAAUAAAGCAGGGAGACACACGUCACAGUUCUGUCACCACUAGACUUAACAUUAUUUUGGACUGAAUGAAGUAGCCUCGGUGCUUUGGUUGGAGAGCUGACAAACUGUAUAAACACUUUCUGUUCUUCAGAGGCAGGUCAUGUUAAACCAAAAAGAGAAGUUGUCUGUGACGUCUUCCCUCAAAGGGACAGUCACAGUCAAAGGAAAACAGUCAUUUAGAGACAAUAAAUGGGGAAUUUUUGCAUAUCGAUCUGCAGAGUAGCAUAAAAACAAUUACAAACAUGUACAUAUUGAAUCUCAUUUAUCAUUACAAACUUCUGUUGUGGUACAACAGAAGAGUACAACAUAUAAACAGUCUGUUGCAUUCAUGUCAAAUGGUAGUGGAUCAAGUCAGGGAAGGUUAGACAUUCAGACAGUGGUCUAUCUUGUGCUCAUUCUUGAUUUGGUGACUCAUAAUCAGUCUCCUCAGUCAGUGGUGCUGUUCAGGUUUACCUCAGCUUACAGUGGGCAUUCAAGACACGUCCAUUGUCUACUGUUUAUGGCCCACAGAGUAAUUUGUUGGUUUUAUAAAGACCAACUCAGUGUUGUCCACAGGCAACUGUGGCUCUCUUUAAACUUCUAGCCAGCAUGAUUUUUUGUGUAAAGAAUGUUUAUUUAGUUCAUUAAGUUGCACAGAAAGCUCAUUGUGAACAGCCAAUCUGUAAAAGACUAACUGUAAAUCUGAUGUAUUUAUAUUUCCCCUGGGACAGAGGGGAUGGUUUUACUUAAACUCACAGUAUAUUAGUCUUUCCUUAUAUAACAGGUAAUGGGUUGGGUAAGACAAAGUAGUGCCAAAUAUUUCCAGGCAUUUUAAACUGCACCACUGCUAUCAGAUCUCAUAUAACUUCUCAUAGUUUUAAUUGAAAACUUAUUAAGGGAAACUCCUAGCAACAUGACAGUUUGAAUGUUGCAGCUAAAACACAAACUGUCAUAACCUUGAUAAUAUUCACAUGCACUAAAGUGUGAACAUAAAAUGAGGUAGAAAUAUAAUUGGCUGAGAUAACUCCCACAUUGUUUUUAAAUUGCACAAACACAUAAAAAUGUUAAGAUAGAUGACAGAUGUGGGAAGUAGGUCAAACAAAGAAUAAACUCAUUGACACGGCUGUUUCGUCUCUCCUGUCUGUCCUAUGCUUUUUUAUUUUCUGCUCCUAAAUGGACCAAACUUUCAGAUGUCGUCUGCACAUGAGAACAUCUGGACUAGAUUUGCACUGGCCAACAAUUGUGGUUCUGCGGUUUAUUCUUGGAAUGAUUUGUCACAGCACUCGAGGUCUUCACUUGGCACAGAAAUUUUCAUAUACAUUCAGUGCAGCACGAGAUUUUGGGGCAGUGUGACGUUAAACUGGUGCUGUGCUUUAUCUUUUUUAGCUGGCUGCUUUUUUUCUUUAGUUCUGGGUAUGUACAGACAGAGCUGUUUAUGGGCUAGGCAGAUGGGCGGUUCUCUGUGGCGGUGACCACUGAUGUUGUCCUGUGAUUAGGAGGUUCAGUUCCAAAUGGAUACUCUCUAAGAUUAGGUUUUAAACCCUUGUGGUGGAGAAAUGGGUCAUCUGGAAACUCUGCUCUGGUUGGUUUUUGGAAAUGUUGUGAUGGGACAGUGGCCUUACAUCACAGAGGACCAUGUUCUUAACACUUGGGCUAACUUACAACUAGCUGAUUGGCAGUGGAAAUCCUUGUUAAGACUAAUGACUCUUUUCCUUAGUUAAUGUUAAAGUUAUGCCCAAUGUUUCUCUUCUUAUUAAUAGCAUUGUGGCUCUUGAGUCUUAAACCACAACAUAAAAGAGGUCAUACAUGGCAAGAAACAGGCACCAUUGCAUGAUCAGGCUGGUUUCAAACCAAUUUCACACAGUCUGCUAUGGAGCUCUGAGUUUAAAUUUGAUUUCAGAGUAAUUUCAAUCUUCCAGCUGGACAAUCCUCCUAAAAGAUCAACUUUCUAGGCCACUUUGUCAGGUAUUUAAGAAACGUUCUCAUUUCCAAAUCACAACAAAUAACUUUGUAAUCGGAGCACCAUUAUCACAGAGGUGUGUCUGAUUUAGUAACACCUGAAAGUUAAGUGCAGUCAUGUGUGUUGCAACAGGUCCAAGUCUACAAAAAUGCCCAUCAAAUUGCAACAAACAUAAAUUCUCUUGGUUUCCAAUUCAAUUUUUUUUUAAAAACAUAGGCUGUGUAAAAAAAAGGCAUACAGCACAACACCCUACCAAAAGUGACACCAAUAGUUCUUUCAAUUUAACAGAUGAUAAUAAUAAUGCAUUUUAUGUAUAGGCAUCUUUUAAAGCACUCAAGGUUGCCUUGCAAGAGAAGGUUAAAACAAGACAAACAAAUAAAUAGAUGCAACAUAGCCAAAAUUACAAAUUUAGAGGCAUGCCAAAAUAUUUUCACAAGCACACAAUAACCUUAAGGAUCUUCCACAUUAUUGGUUUGUUUUCAUUUGUGAAAAGGCCAUAACAGUAAUAAUGUGGCUACACUAGCAGUGUCUUUAUAUCUUUCAGCUAAAUACUAUAUCACCAGGGCAAUAUGUUAGUGUUUGUUGUGGCAGUGUUUUUAUUUGUUUUUUAACACAGAGAUAGAUGGAGGUAUAUUAUCCCUAUAUAGAUACAGUCAAUGUCUUUAACCUGUUCAGAUGUAUUAAUGCAAAAUGGCUUUUUUUUUUUUUGCUCAGGAUCUGUGUGGAGCCUCCACCUGUGACACUCUGGGCAUGGCAGAUGUUGGCACUAUGUGUGACCCUAAGAGAAGUUGCUCUGUGAUUGAAGAUGAUGGCCUCCCCUCAGCCUUCACCACUGCUCAUGAGCUUGGUGAGAUCACCUAACAUAACAUUGUUCAAACAUGUAGCACCUUCAUGCUUCCUAUGGUUUAAGUGUUUAUACCUAAUCAUCAACAGGAGCCGUUUGUAUUUGUAAAAUGAGUCUGACCUCUUGUUCCCUAUUCACAGGACACGUGUUCAACAUGCCCCACGACAACGUGAAGGCCUGUGAGGAUGUGUUUGGGAAACUCCAGGACAACCACAUGAUGUCUCCUACUCUGAUCCAGAUCAACCGCACCAGUCCCUGGUCUCCCUGUAGUGCUGCCAUCAUCACUGAAUUCCUGGACAGCGGGCAUGGUGAGUCUUCAUGACCUCUGACCCUUGAGUUUGACUGCAAACAGCCUCAAAGUGUGUUUGAGGAGGUGGGAAGGGUGAGUGCUGCUACAUAUGUGAAAAAUUGGUUGUUCAAAGGGUGUUGUGGUAAUGGAGGAGCUGUGUCUGAAAAACAGACUUAAAUGAUGUAGCUUUAAAGACAAGGGUUGUAAAAUUAAAAUAUCUGGGAUCAUUAAAAAAGGAACCAGACCUCAAUGGCUCCUUUUCCCAUCACUGUUAGGAGUCCCAUAGCUACUUCCAUAACACACUUUAAUCCCAAAGAAACUGUACCAGGAUUGCACUGAGCUGUUUAGGUGCCAGAACUCCAUCAUUGUUUUCUUCUGUUAAACUUUCCACAAAAUACCAAGAGACGUCUUUUAUGCAGUCGUUGUAGAGGAGCUUGUCCUUUGACUUUUUCUUGGUUUUGACUUAAUUUUCCUGUGCUGUCAGCCUCAUGGGUUUUCAAUAUGACUUCACUCAUUUGACACAAACAUAAGUAAAAGCCUGAUUUAAUUUCAGUAUCCAUCUGUAAUUCAAAUGUGGCAUCUGCCAAACCUUCUUUAGUAUGGUGGUCAUAGAGAGGACUUAGAAAUGCCAAAAAGAGAUGUAUUUGGUUAGAUGCAGUUUGUUUGCCAAGCAGGCCAGACCACAAGACUUGGCCUUGGAGCAAUGCUAAACGUUUGUUUUAAAAUUGCCUCCACAUCUGCCCUAAAUUAGAGGGCUUGUUCUGGGGAGAGUCACCACAGCGGUUUGGACAGCAAGGUGUAUCUGCCCAGUAAUUCCCAUGCAGGUUUGCUCCAAAUAGACAAAGUCCUUUGCUACUUUCUCAGUUCAUUUUAAAGACGGUUUUAAACAAAGGAACGUGAAGUGGAGACAAAUAGGAACAAUUCUGUCUUGUCAAGGAAUGAUUUCUUACAAUGUUGUAACUUGGUUUCUCCAGGCUGCCUGUCGUAAAUCUUUACUUCAAAAAGCAGAGGGAAGAAAAAAACAUGUUGCCACAUGUUUGAGGCAUUUUUCAUGAAGGGCCCCUUCCAAAAUCAUUUGUAACCUGUUCUUUUCUCCACAAACAUGAUCCCAGCUAUUGUUUUUAUAAUUGCUCUUUGGAGAAAGAAGUGAAAGGAGAAGGGGGAGGCCAGCUGUUUAAGUUCUGGGUGACUUGUUUACAUACAAUUGUACUAUCAUUUAAUCAGAGCCUUUCUUCUGCCAAAUUUUUGGUGAAACGUGAGGAAACUGAUUAACUAACGCUUACAGCCCAUUCACUGCCUGCCCUAUUAUUUGCAGUGAAGUCACUGCCACAAAUGGCAUAUUAAACAAAUUAAGGGAAACCCUUUUUUCCCAGUUCACAUGACUUGUUUUGGAUGUGUAAAUUCCACAUAAGGGCGAGAAGCUGUGUGUAUUUUUGAGUGAUAAAAACCUCCUCCUGGAAACCGCAUCCAACAACAUUGAUCUUCCAAGCACUCGUCAAACUCCUCCUCUUGUUAGUCUGUUCCCAGAAAGGUUUCUGUGCACCGUUUACCAUAGAUGUGGUCCCUGCCUUUGACCUUUGAACUGCAAGCUCGCAACAGGUCAAAAGUUGAGAGUGACGUUUUUAAACUUGAAGCUAAAAGUUGAAGAUUAAUCUGUGGAACUCUGUCUUUGCAAAUCAUGCAAAAAGAGUGGAAUUAAACAAAAACCUGUGGGUUUUGGGGGAAGUUUGAGGAGAGGAUGAUGUGGGUGGCUGUGUGUGGGGGCUUUUGUUAUUGGCUCUGCUUAUGUUUGCAUGGACAAAUCUGUGUGUAGUAUAAAGCAUGCACUGCAUCAAGUUGUGGUUUCCUUCAAAGAGCCAAAAUCACAAGGGUAAUGGCUGCAAACUACCCCAAACCCACACUACCACCCACCCAAAAAAACAGACACACAUUUAAAGAGAUGCUUAGAAGAAACAUUGGGAUAAAACCAUAGAAAAUACAUAUUUGUUUAUUAUUCAGUCAUGAUUUUUGUUGAAACAUUUGAGUGUUCACCAUUAACCGCAGUUUUUAAGUGCUUAUAUCUGGUUUAAAAAAAAGCCUUAAAACCAGAGGAUGUGGUAAUUCCACAAUAAAUUGUUUUUUCCUUCUUCUAGGGGAAUGUUUGCUGGACCAGCCACAGAAACCUUUGAUUCUCCCUGAUGUCCUGCCAGGCGCUUCCUACAGUGUUGACCGCCAGUGUGAACUUGCAUUCGGUGAAGGCUCCAAACCUUGUCCAUUUAUGCAGCCACCAUGUGGCCGCCUGUGGUGUACAGGGAAAUCCAACGGCCACUUGGUGUGCAUGACUCGCCAUUUCCCUUGGGCUGAUGGCACCCAAUGUGGUGAUGGCCAGGUCUGCGACCGGGGGAUAUGUUCUGAUAAACAGGUCCAAAGUGUGAAGGUGAGAACUGAGGUUUUAGGAUCAACAAAAGGAAAGUUCAAGUGGUUAUGUAUAUGUGUGUAUAUAGAUAUAUUCAAAUAAACCAUUUCUAUGAAUAUUUUCAGGUGGACGGUCGUUGGGGUAAAUGGGGCCCAUUUGGUUCCUGCUCGCGCACAUGUGGAGGUGGUGUCCAACUUUCUAAAAGAGAAUGUAACAACCCAAUUCCGUCAAAUGGAGGAAAAUACUGCCAAGGGGUUCGGGUCAAAUACCGCUCCUGCAACCUGAACCACUGCCCUGACACAGGUACGGGUCAUUCAAAAUAGACAGCUAUGUCCAAUGACAUUUUCCCCCCUGGGGCGUUCCCACCUCUCACCUCCUGUACUCUCCCUCCCUAUUUCUCCCCCUGUUCAGGUAAGACUUACCGUGAGGAGCAGUGUGAGAGCAGCGGACGCAGUUUCAACACUAACAGAAUUGCCCACUCGGUGGUUUGGGUACCCAAGUACUCCGGAGUGUCCACCAGUGACAGGUGUAAACUCAUGUGCAGGGCUAAUGGCACCGGCUACUUCUAUGUCCUCUCACCCAAGGUAAAUAGCAACACCUCGGGUGUUUCCUGAAAAUUUUUAAAGACUACCUAAGUGGUUGUCAGACAAAAGCCAGGACGAAUCAAGAUUCUGUUUUGAGAUAUGAGGUCAAAAUUACAAGUUAUUUGUGAGAAUGUGAAUCUAUGUCAGCCAGCUGCCUUGGGACGAAGUGCGAAGUGUGUGGGAAGGAAUGAAGGAGAGGCAGAGAACGGUUUAGCUCAUUCAGAUAACAGGGUGUGGAGUGAGAUUUAGCAGCAGAGAAACUGAAUCCACACUUCACUCCAUCAUUGCAGCUUAGGAGGAGUAGAUAAGAGUUCUCAGAGGACACAGAGCUCUGAAUCACUUAGCAGCUGGGUGUUUAAACCACAGAGUCGUGACUUUUAACCAGAAAUGAUUCCAUAAAUCUGUCUUUGUGAGGUGAGGUUAAAAUUUUGAGCUGGCACUUGGUUUAUUUGGUGUGAGUGUUUAAACGUGACACAUCUCAACCCAACCAGCCAAGGCAGAUGAAUGUCUUUAUUUUGGUCACAAUGGACUUAGGUUGGUCUCUGUGAAUAUUUUCACAAGAAUAAUGGUCAUAAUGGAUGUAAAGAAUGACGUCUCUGUCAAGUGUAUUAAAACCAAAUGAAGUGACCUUAUAUAUUAUAUACCUUAUAUGUAUUUGAAUACCAGCAGGUGAAGCUGGUGGUGAUGAAAGCUGCAAUUAAGAUCAUACUGUAUCUUCAAUCAACCUGGUUUUUACCAUUGAACCACCAAAAAAAUGACUUCGCUUGCUUGCCUCUUAAUUUAGAAAAAGAGGUUGUUCUGUAUCGAGAAAAGUUUCCAGUUUUCUGUAGAAAAGACAACAUAGUUAUAGGGCUGUCAAAGAGAAUGUAAUAUAUGUAGGUGAAGCAGUUCAACAAUAAGAAAUGGCUGUAGGAAGAUUUACAGGAACUGCUUUUCAACUGCAAAUCAUGCUGAAUGUUCUUUGUGCCUCUUGCUACUGAAGAUUUAUGUUGAAUGUAUGGUUUGACCAGAUUGUGGAGCCAAUUUUGUUACGUGUGUUCGGAUCUACAGGUUGUGGAUGGGACUCCAUGUUCCCCAGACUCCACGGGAGUGUGUGUCCAAGGGAAGUGCAUCAAGGCUGGCUGUGAUGGAAAAAUUGGCUCUAACAAGAAGUUUGAUAAGUGUGGAAUCUGCGGCGGUGAUAACAAAGGCUGCAAGAAGGUGUCAGGACUCUUCACAAAGCCUGAGUGAGUAAAUCCACAUCAGGAUGGGCUAGACCUUGAAAAAUAUUACUUGCUAUUUUUCUCCCCAACUUUCUAAAUGGGAUAAAAUAAUUGGCUGCACUCCACUACUAGCACAAGCUUUUAUUCACGGUAAUAUGUCUUGACUUUCAGGCACGGCUACAACUUUGUGGUCAUGUUGCCAGUCGGGGCAGCCAACAUAGACAUCCGUCAGCGCGGCUACAAGGGAAUGAUGAGUGAUGACAACUACUUGGCGGUAAAGAACAGCGAAGGCCAUUACCUGCUUAACGGGAACUACAUCGUGUCAGCAGGAGAGAGAGAUGUCAUUGUAAAGAACAGCCUGCUACGCUACAGUGGUACAGCCGGCCUCUCAGAAACCAUCCAGGCCGUGAAGCCCUUGGGAGAAGUCCUGACUGUAGAGGUGCUAUGUGCAGGUCAGAUGACACCUCCUCGCAUCCGCUACUCCUUCUACCUCCCCCGUCAAACCAAAGAAGACAAAACUCUGAAGAAGGAUGGGCGUGUAAACUCCCAUAACAGUGUACUUGCUGAGGAUGGUGUCAAAGAGAGGGAUAAUGACAUCUUGAAGGGGUCUUACAGCAAAGUGAAUCCCAUUCUAGGCAAAUGGAUAUCUUCAAAUUGGGACAGGUGUUCGGUGACCUGUGGCACUGGGAUGCAAAGGAGGUUGGUGCAGUGUCUGACACUGGAUGGAAAGCCAGGGUUGGACUGUGAGCCCUCUCAAAGACCCCCUGCCACCAGGGUUUGUGGAGACCCAUGUCCUGAGUGGCAUAUUGGACAGUGGUCACCUUGUUCCCGCAGCUGUGGGAAGGGCUUCAAGAGAAGGCCAUUAAACUGCAAAACCCAGCAUGGGCAUCUUCUUCCAAGGGACCACUGCACUGGCUUACGUAAGCCACAGGAGCUGGACUUCUGUAACCUAAGCCCUUGUUAGUAACUUAAACCUACAGACUAAAACCCUUGUUUUAUUUUCGAUGGACAGAAUUGAAUGCACCUGAAAAUAUCAGUCAAACACAAGACUGUGUUUGCCAGGUCCAGGUUUUCCACCUGCAUCAUGGGAAAACUCCUGAGAUGAGUAUCUGAAGCAGAGUGACAGCUGGAGGAUAAAUGCUGGAGGAUAUUUUUCACCACCAUCAUCACUCUGAUUUCAUAAGAUGCUGUCAACAUAAAAAAAAAUCAGAGUCAAAUCACAUUUUUCCAGAUUCUUUCAGCCAGCAGAUACAGAAUCACCAUUUGUGAGCAAUUAAUUUCGUUUACUCCCAAAAUCUGGAACCCAUUUCACGUCUCAAUAUUUAAAUUGCAGGUUUGAAAGUUUUGGUUCUGGCUCGCAAAAGACUCCCUAUGUCCUUCUUCUGGUAGCAACAAACCAGCACUGAUACAGAGAACAGAAGGACAGAACAUUCAUGGCUCAACACAAUGUGCUUUUUGUUUAUUUUAUUGGUGAUUUUUCCAGAGAUGUGAGAAUAUGAUCAUUUCCCUUUAAAUGUCACCUCUGGAUGCAGCAUUGCUUCCAGGUUUGAGCGCAAAAAAAAAAAAAAAAAAGACAUCACUGGUAGAAAACCUCAGAUUCCUGGCAUUUUGCAGUCUGUGGUUGCUCUUCAAACACUUUCAUAACAAUGGUGUUUUGCCAAAACCCAGUACUGUAUCUAAGGCUGUGCUGGAGACCGAUACUGAUAAUAGCUUUAGUGUCAGAGCAGCUCCGGGGUUUUUAGGCAACCUUUCAAAAGUAAAACUGAGUCAGAAAUUAAAAACUCAGAUUAUUUAUUUAAACUGCAGGUGAUUUUCGACCCAAAAUGAUUCUAUAAAAGCAUUUUUAAAUGAAAGUCAGCAGAGCAGAUUUUUAGAAUGUACAAUUUUAUCUCUUUUUGGCCCAUAAAACUUUCAAAGAGUAAGACUGUUUUAGGCACCAGUCAUGGAAACAGUUAAAAGUAGAUCUGGAGUCACACUGGUCUCCUUCAGGACAGAUAUGAGUCAACGAAGAACAACAGGAAACAAUGGCCAGUGAGUUUUCUCCGUGUCGGCCUGCUCCAUGACUCCAUUAGGCUACACCAAACAUCGCACAGCUCAUCAUAUAGGCUCACACAUGUAGACACCCAAGUGUUCAUUUCCUGCCUCAUGUGCUCAUCAUGUCUGAUUGCAUCCCUCACUUCUUUUAUUAUCUGACCACAACAAUGGUUCUCUCAGUUCAUAAUUCUCAUGCCUGUCUGGCACAGUUAUAGCAGAUAAUUUAUUACAAAUGAAACAGUGAAGUUGAGAGGGGAGGGACAUCUGGCAGGUAUUCCGUUACGUUGUACAGACAAGUGUUUUCCUGGACCUCCUUGUUCAUGGCCUGGCAGACUGAGCCAAGCUGUUCUUUCUACUCACUUGGUGAAAUUCUGUAAUCCAUUAUAUACUUGUUUUUCUUAAAGGGGCUACAUUGUCCAUUCAAACCUCCAACUAAAGGACUGAUCCUGUGUUAGUUUGAUUAUUACUUUCUCUUUUACUUUUUUUUUUUUUUUUACUUUAUCAACUUUUGCACUUUGUACAGCAAAAGAAACUUAUGACCUGCGUGGGCUGUAUUGUAUGCUAUGUAUACAUUUAUUCAGCUCUGUGCAAAAAUACUGUAAAUACUUUUUAAAUCAUUUUUUUACACAGGCAUUUGUAGGCCUAAUUGUCUUUGACUUAGAUAUAUUUAUUCAAAAAUAAAGCCAUCAGUGAAAAAUAA
Molecule: messenger RNA, 12654 nt
Organism: Xyrichtys novacula (pearly razorfish)
Lineage: Eukaryota; Metazoa; Chordata; Actinopteri; Labriformes; Labridae
Source: the annotation of a GenBank genome assembly